This is a messenger RNA of Lachancea fermentati, 4332 nucleotides long. Lineage: Eukaryota; Fungi; Ascomycota; Saccharomycetes; Saccharomycetales; Saccharomycetaceae. The record is from the annotation of a GenBank genome assembly.
AUGAUUGAAGAUCAAUGUUUCCCAAGCCACAUCAUGGUAAUAAUAAAAACAAUAGGCACCAUCAAGGAGCAACUUAUUUCUAUUAAAACUAACCAGUUAAGUGGAGAUUCUAUCAAUACUGAUUUUUUCGUGGCAUCCUUCCAAGAGAUAUUCGCUUCUUUAAAUGACGAAAAGGCCAUCGAUGAUAAAACAAGGCUAUUGUUGACUGACACAAUGAGCGUCUGGCUUUUGAGGUCCCGUCAGUUGCUUGAUAAUAAGUCACUGGACACCGAAUUCUAUAGAGAGUUUUUGAAAGAGACCCUUCUGCAAGAAAAGAAUUGCACUUUCCUGCUUUGUUAUGUCAUAGAUUUUUGGAGCGAGGGUGGAGCAGCCCUAGCUAAUGCUUUGGCAGAUCUCUUCAAAAAACUAACAGCUUUGCUGAGACUUAUUCACGGCAGUGCAUCAAAGUCCAUUUUUAUGGGUUGGGUUAACCAAAUACUGGCCAUCGCACCAUCCAUGAGGGUGUUGUAUUUCUUGCUAGAUUGUUUAUCCGGGGAAAUAGACACGUACAUCGUUUUUCAGAAGAGGCCUUCGUUUGUUGAAGACUCUUUGAAUUUAAUGGGAUCAGAAUCGUUGGCAACACCAAUAGGAAAGUGUUUAACAAGCCUUUUGGUUGGUACGUAUAAGCUGCAUUUCAAAGAAGUUUCCAGUGGUGACUGGUUCUCGUUAUGGGAAAGUACGGUCAUCAGCCAUCUAGAUGAUCCUAAACUUUCCAGAAAGAUUGAGAACUAUGUAUUGGUACCUAUUUUCAAAAGUUGUCCUUCAAAGAUCUUUACUGAAUUUGUUCGUCGUAAUUUUAACGAGACCAGCCACCAGCUAAUACCGAUUUUGAAGAUUGGUCAAGAUCUCUCUAUUGAAGAAGAACCUUUUCAAAAUGACAAGCUUGUUUCUUUGUCUUUCAUUGAGGCAAUGCUACAACAUGAGACUUUCAGGUUGCCAGCAUUUGAACUUCUGACAUAUUCACCAAAAAGAUCGAAAGCUAUUCAACCGUACGUAUACGAACUGGUUAAGAGAAAUAUACACACCUUUUUUGUUGAUAUUGAACUAAAAGUCAGGAACGAUUUUCAUAGUGCAUUUAAGAAAUUCGUGGACAGAAUAAGGGAUUCUACCUACGCCCUCCAAAGAGACGCUGUGAAACUCAAGUCAAAAGGAAAAUUCCCUAACGAGCAGAAUGAAAAGCUUCAUUUGAUAGAAACUGCGCGUGAGUUCCUUUGCUGGCUCAUUCUCUUCUUGAAAAGACAAUUGGCGCCAGGUGCACAGUAUCAAAGAAAAUCCCUUUCAAUCAAAAUUCUGAAGACCCUAGUAUUUUCUCGAAUUGAUUGUCUAAUAAAACGGAAGUACGUGGAUCCAAGACAAAAAAUGGAUUAUCCCUUUAGCAUUUCUGUUUCCGAAGAUGAGACACUGUUCCGCUUGCUCUGUGAUAAUUUGACUGACAAUUUCAAUGACAUCAGAAAUAACAGCCUUGAACUUUUGACGAUUUUUGCUGAUAAAUCGAAAUCCCUUCCGCUUUUUUCUUCUGCCGAAAGAGAAUAUGUUCAUUCCCAAGCCAUGAAGCUUUUAAACUCCUAUAAAGGGUCCGAUGGUGGUGCCAAAGUAAUGGAAUUUCUUUUCAUUGUUGAUAAUAAAAAACAGUUAUUCGUUAGUAACUUAGUGGAAACUCUGUAUGAAAAAGUUCGUUUUGCAUUUGAAACGUUUCCAGAAAGUGUAGACGUUCCAAUAAGUGGUUUUUUCGCAGCUGCUGCUGCAGUUCUUUCCAACUUCAACUUCGAAGAAUCCGAUCAAUCAUGUAACAUUAUAAAAAAAUGCAUUGAUGCAGUAUUCCUUAACUGGGAAACUGUAAAACCCGUCCUUUGUGAAGAGUCACUUGCCAGUAAUUUCAGUUUGGGUGAUACUGACCAUUUGAUUUUUGAUCAGGUUGUAACCAGUUUCGCAUUUCGCUCUAUCAGAGAAUCUGCUAAUUUGUUAAGUACGAUAUUUGCCCGGGGACCACUUAAUAAGGCGGAUUUAACUAGAUGCGGGCAGUUGCUCUUGACGCAGCUAUCUUCUAUCCGUCACAGUGGUGCUUUUCAAUCAAUCGUUCCUUGCUUCUCCGCUUGUUGUCAACGAUGUAGCAGGGACGUACCAAAUCAGCUAGAAGUUUGGAUUAAUGAAAUGAUUGUGACCUUGAAGACUAAAACUCAAUACAUCACUCGUAGGUCAGGUGGUUUACCUUUCUUACUAAGUGCAAUAUUAAUAGCAGAGAAAGCAGAAACCAGGCCUCUUUUAAAUCUAACAUUUGAGACACUGUUGUCCAUAGUAAAAAUACCGGUCUCUGAACAUGAAGAGAGAGUUGAUUUACCGCAAGUUAACGCUUUUAAUUGCAUUAAAGCUCUUUUUGUCGAGUCCGAAUUAUCGGAAUCCUGUACGGCUUUCGUUCAUCCUUCGUUGGAGCUUUGCCUCCAUUUUUUUGCAUCUCCUCUUUGGUCAUUGAGAAAUUGUGCAUUCAUGUUGUUCACCGCCUUACAAAACCGCUUAUUUGGAAAACCAGGAAAGAAUAUAAGCGCUAGACUUUUCUUUACACGCUAUAAAGGGGUACGAGAAGUGCUUUUGAGACAACUCAGAGACUCCUUGAAAACGACAAAUGAAAAUAUGCAUUUGAUUCGUGUGUCUAGCACUUCUUUAGGUUCUUUGCUUCAAGAAUCGCAGAUUGAGUCCAUUUUUCUUGUUCUGACAAUUUUAUCCCGGUUGAAAGAGACCCCGGGCUAUGAAGGCUUACAGGAGUUUAAAGAUCUAGUGCUUGAAUGCUUAGAGUUUAAAACAUGGAAAAUAAGGGAGUUGGCUGCUCGUGCACUACCUCACUUGUGCAGCGAUCCUUUCUCUGAAGCAUUACUCUUAUGGAGCGAUCCCAAUUUUUCCCCUCAACAUCAGAAUCGCUUGCAUGGGUUUUUGUUGGCUGUGAAGGAAGUGUUUGUUAUCGAGCUGGCUAAAUCUGACAAGUCAGAGAUUCCUCAACAUUUAGUUGACUUAAUUGUUGACGAUCUAUCACGACUUUUGAUCAAGAAUCCUUGCUUUAUUACAUCGAACAUUUAUGUGCAGCUUCUAGCUAUGGUAUUGAAAGGUUCUGAGGAGCUGCGUUCUACCCUGAGAAUGAGGAAAAUUAUCAACAGUAUUGGUCAUUACUUCAUAUCACUCAAUAACGAGUACUGCACUGAUGGUUCAAAGCAAUUGCUAAUGAAAAGCCUUCUUAAAAUUCUUUUCUGCUAUGAGGAUCCUGAUAGUGUCAAGGACCUUAUCCUACUAUGUCUUUACUCGCCCUCUUUUGAGGUGCAGAUAGCUUCUGCCAAAUAUAUCGAGUCAAACAUUGACCUUGACCGAGAGGAAAACGUGGAGAUUUUUGAUACACUUAUGAAUCUCCUACAGGAUAGCUUAUUGUGGACACAUGUGAAACAUCAUGUAGUCAUAGCGUUGCAAAAAUCAACAAGGAAAUGUUCGCCUUCUUUGAUCUCGAUUUUAUUGAAUCAGGAGAAUGAUGCUGAAAUGGAAGCAGCAGCGUUGGAAUACCUCGGUUCUGUUGUGGACAAUAACAACAACCAAUAUUGGCAUUACAUCGAUAAGCAUGCACAAGAUGAUUCUUCUCUUGAAAUACGCCAAUCUUGUCUAACGUCUUUGAUGAACUUCUACAAUUCUAACGCAGACCUUAAAGCCAUCUUUAAAAUCAUUGGGUAUCUGUUUGAUGAUGAACUUAACUUAAGAGUGACAGCGGCAAAGUUUUUGAAUAAGCAAUUCAUAAAACUUCCAUUUUUUCGUUGGAAUACGACCUUUUCCGUCACAGUUAAGAUAGCAAUCAGGACUUUAAUAUCCCAAUGCUCCUCUGAAGAGGUCUUUGACCUUGCAAUGAAUUCACUUCAAAGAAAUUUUCGUGAGCUUGAAUUUGUAAAAAGUAUCGAAGAUCAAGAGGAGAUUUUCGAAGUGGAAACUAGUAACCAGUUCAGAAACUAUAUCGACCAAGGUAUUGACAGCAUUAAUCUCCUCAAAUCUGAGCCUUCAAGGAUCGGUGAAGUAAAGAACUAUAUCCAAGAGCUAAUAGCAAAGUUUAUCUUACAAAUGGAAAGAUUUGAUACCCGUGAUGCACCUUUGGGAUGGGGAUCAGAUUCCAAAAUCUUCGCGAGAGUCGUGCUCUUGCGGGCCUCGGCUCUCCAAUUCAGUGUACCUGCCAUAGACACACUUGACAAAGCGUUACACAGGUAUAAAUUUCAUCCUCUAGUAUUCGAGAUUAUGGGAACAUUGGGCACUUCUACGCUUGAGAAUUUAUAA